GGGACUCCAAAUUCAAAACUCGACACUUCCUUGUAGCUUUUCUCUCUUUUAUUGGAACCCUCCACCUCAAUUCUCUCUCUAAACGCUCCUCUCUCUCCCUCAAUUCUCUCUCUAAACGCUCAUCUCUCUCACUCUCUGAACUGUGAUUCUACGUCGAUUCGUGAGGUUUGAUUUGGUUCAAUCCGAGUGGAAGACGACGAUUCGAUCUGCCUUGAGAAACACUGUACAAGUGUGACAGCUAGUAAUUUUGCAAUUAUUGUUCAUCUUGUGGCUAUUUCAGUUCUCUAGCCUCUCUUUAGAGAGGCUGUGACUGUAUCCUGUCACAUUCUUCUUCUAAGUUCAACUGUCAAGGGGGAAACUUUUAGAUCCUUGUAUAGGAAAUAUGACAGUUAAAAAUCCCAGUACACCAGCUUCAAAAGUAGACAGGACUCCAGUAUCCACUCCAGGUGGUCAGAAAGUUAAGGAAGAGAAGAUUGUUGUAACAGUACGGUUAAGGCCUUUAAACAAACGGGAGCAGUUGGCCAAAGACCAAGUAGCAUGGGAAUGCACAGAUGACCAUACAAUUGUGUAUAAAACACCAGCUCAGGAGCGUGUUACUCAACCAGUCUCAUUUAUAUUUGAUAGAGUCUUUGGUCCUGCUUGUCUAACUGAAACAGUAUAUGAGGACGGGGUGAAGAAUGUUGCUUUGUCUGCUUUAAUGGGUAUCAAUGCAACCAUAUUUGCAUAUGGUCAAACUAGCAGCGGGAAGACCUACACAAUGAGAGGAAUCACAGAGAAAGCUGUUAAUGAUAUCUAUCAGCAUAUAAUGAAUAGUCCAGAGAGAGAUUUUCGAAUAAAAAUUUCUGGGCUGGAAAUUUAUAAUGAGAAUGUCAGGGACCUUUUAAAUUCAGAAUCUGGGCGUAAUCUCAAGCUUUUAGAUGAUCCAGAGAAAGGAACUGUGGUUGAGAAGUUGGUAGAAGAAACUGCAAAUGAUGAUCAGCAUUUAAGGCAUUUGAUCAGUAUUUGUGAAGCCCAGAGGCAAGUGGGUGAAACUGCAUUAAAUGACACCAGUUCCCGCUCACACCAGAUAAUAAAGCUGACAAUAGAAAGUACUCUGCGGGAAACUUCUGAUCGCAUAAGAUCUUAUGUGGCAAGCCUGAAUUUUGUUGAUCUAGCUGGCAGUGAAAGAGCCUCACAGACGAAUGCAGAUGGUGCUAGACUUAGGGAAGGCUGCCAUAUUAAUCUUAGCUUGAUGACUCUGACAACUGUAAUAAGGAAGCUCAGUGUUGGGAAAAGAAGUGGUCACAUACCUUAUAGAGACUCAAAGCUCACACGCAUAUUGCAGCACUCUCUCGGUGGAAAUGCCCGCACUGCCAUCAUUUGCACUUUGAGCCCAGCACUCAGUCAUGUCGAACAAUCCCGGAAUACUCUUUAUUUUGCUACCAGAGCAAAGGAAGUGACAAAUAAUGCACAAGUUAAUAUGGUUGUUUCGGAUAAGCAGCUUGUAAAACAUUUACAGAAGGAAGUGGCUAGACUCGAAGCGGAGCUUCGGACCCCUGAGCCAUCAAAUGAAAAAGAUCUGAAAAUUCAGCAGAUGGAGAUGGAAAUCGAAGAACUGAGACGUCAAAGAGAUCUUGCUCAAUCUCAAGUAGAUGAAUUACGUCGUAAACUUGAGGGGGAACAGCAGGGAUUAAAGGCGAUUGAAUUACAGAGUCCAGUAGCAAAGAAGUGCCUAUCUUUUUCGGGUACAUUAUCUGCAAAACUUGAUGGAAAGGAGCAAGACCGAGGAGAUAAAAUAAGAAAUACAAUAGGAAGACAUGCUAUGAGGCACUCGUCGACUGCUCCUUUCACACUGAUGCACGAAAUUCGGAAACUUGAACACCUUCAGGAGCAGCUUGGAGAGGAAGCAAAUCAUGCUCUAGAAGUACUCCAAAAGGAAGUGGCUUGUCAUAGACUAGGUAACCAAGAUGCUGCAGAGACAAUUGCUAAGCUGCAAGCAGAAAUAAGGGAAAUGCGUGCUGUUAGACCACUUACAAAAGAAGUUGAAGUUGGAAACAUGGUUGCUGUUAACAAGAGUGUGAGUGCAAACCUUAAGGAUGAAAUAACUAGACUCCACACCCAAGGAAGUACCAUUGCAGAUCUGGAAGAGCAACUUGAAAAUGUUCAGAAGUCUAUAGACAAAUUGGUUAUGUCACUUCCUAACAAUAAUGCUCAAGAGUCCAGCAGUGAGGCUUCCCUGAAAGCCAAGAAUCAGUUAAAAAGAAAGAAGCUACUUCCUUUAGGUCCAAGCAAUAGUGCUAACCGGCACAACUUUUUACUAUCUCCAUGCUCACCUCUAUCGACUUCUCGUCAAGUAUUGGAGUCAGAGACUGAAAAUAAAGAUCCAGAAAACAAUGAUAUAGUUUCUAGUGAAACCCCAGCAAUGUCUGAGAGAGAUACUCCAACAAAGAGUGAAGAAGGUGGAGAGGGUGCAUUGAAGGAAGGUACGCCAUAUCGACGUUCUAGUUCAGUUAACAUGAGAAAAAUGCAGAAGAUGUUCCAGACUGCAGCUGAAGAGAAUGUGAGAAGCAUAAGAGCAUAUGUAACAGAGCUUAAAGAACGUGUAGCCAAGCUACAAUACCAAAAACAGCUACUAGUUUGCCAGGUGCUUGAGCUUGAAGCAAAUGAAGCAGCUGGACACAAUAUAGAAAACGAUGAUAAUAUAGCUGACACACAAAUGGAGUCCCCUGCUACAUGGCAUGUAAUUUUCAGGGAGCAAAGGCAGCAGAUUAUUGAGUUAUGGGAUGUGUGUCAUGUUUCCAUCAUUCACAGGACACAGUUUUAUCUGUUAUUCAAAGGGGAUCCAGCUGACCAGAUAUACAUGGAAGUUGAACUGAGGCGCUUGACGUGGUUGCAGAAUCACUUUGCAGAACUUGGGAGCGCAAGCCCAGCUGUUGUUGGAGAUGAGCCAACAAUCUCAUUGUCAUCAAGUAUUAGAGCACUGAAAAGAGAAAGGGAGUUCCUUGCAAAGAGAUUAACAACGCGUUUGACAGCUGAGGAGAGAGAUGCAUUAUACAUUAAAUGGAAAAUCUCGAUCGAAGGGAAACAGAGGAGGAUCCAAUUCAUCAACAAACUUUGGACAAAUCCACAUGAUGCCAAGCAUGUAGAGGAGAGUGCUGAAAUAGUGGCCAAGCUUGUAGGUUUUUGUGAAGGUGGAAAUUUGUCAAAGGAAAUGUUUGAGCUGAACUUUGCAAUCCCAUCCGACAAGAGGCCAUGGAUUAUGGGCUGGAACCAUAUUUCAAACCUUCUUCAUUUGUGAGAAACUGAAAUUUUAGCUUGUGUGCCAUACUCUCUCUCUCUCUCUCUCACUCUUUCUUAAAUGUAAAUGUGUUGAAUUUUUGAGUGUCACUUCCCUGUAGGUGUGGCUGCCUUGCUGCACCAUGCAUGAUUAGAUUUGGGUUAAUUAAUUGGAGUCUGUAAUUCUCAUUCUACAUGAUGAGAUUUUGGGUAUUUGCACAUUAUUUUUCUCAAUUUCUCAAAUAAAAGAAAUCUGAUUCAUUUAUUA
Molecule: messenger RNA, 3523 nt
Organism: Diospyros lotus (date-plum)
Lineage: Eukaryota; Viridiplantae; Streptophyta; Magnoliopsida; Ericales; Ebenaceae
Product: kinesin-like protein NACK1
Exons: 15
Coding region: 383-3277 (964 amino acids)
Biological process (GO): microtubule-based movement
Molecular function (GO): microtubule motor activity; ATP binding; microtubule binding
Source: RefSeq, a predicted model, not a curated record